AUGGAAUCUCAUCCGAAUGGGGGACAAACUUCAAAUUCAUCACGUGGGGAUCAAAUUUAUGAAAAUUUAAGAACACCUGUAACUCCAUAUUUUCCGGAAAAUCCACAAUUUCUGGUACCGGAAUUGCCAGAACAGGCACGGCAAAAUAUGCCACCACCAAUGACACAUCCUCAAUUCCAACAGUAUGGAAAUUCAUCAUCAUCCCAGCCUGUUGAUCAUAGAUCUUUUUCUGAUAAUGUUCAAUCAACGGGAUCUCAAACAAAAUCAAAACGGAGAUAUGCUUCACAUCAAUAUGAUUUUAAUGGCCCAGAUACUAGUAUAGAUAGGAACUAUAUGUCUCCAAAUUUAAAUUCCCAGGGGCAGUUUGCACCUUUAACUCAAGGAUAUUGGCCAUCUAGUCCUUAUCCAAGUAUAGAUACUGUUUCUAAUCAGUUUUCUCAUAUGAGUAUGGAGUCUCCAUUACAGCAGAGUCCUAUUACAUCCGGGUUUUCUCUUAACCCUUUAAUUUCUGUAGAUUUAAUAGGACAUCCACCCGACAUUUUGGAUUUAAAGCGUCCACCGCCUUCACUUAUUUUGCCUUCUAAUGCAUCUUUAAUGCAAACAGAAAAAACAAAUUGUGGUCCAGAAUACUUACGAUCUACUUUAAAUGCAAUACCGAAAAACAACAAUCUUCUUAAAAAGUCCAAGCUUCCCUUCGCAUUGGCAAUUCGUCCCUUUAUUAUGCUUACGGAUGAGGAGGAAAAUGUUCCUUUAGUUUCUGAUACUAUUAUUGCUCGUUGUCGUAGAUGUAGAUCGUAUAUAAAUCCUUUUUCUAUAUUUAUUGACAGUGGACAUCGUUGGAAAUGUAAUCUUUGUUCCAUGACUAAUGAUGUUCCUUCUGCUUUCUCUUGGGGUCAACAAAAUAAACAAAUGGAUCAAUGGAAACGUGCAGAGCUUACUCACGCCGUUGUUGAUUUUUUAGCACCUAGUGAAUAUAUGGUUCGGCCACCUCAGCCUCUUGUAUAUGUGUUUUUAAUUGAUGUUUCUUAUCCUGCUAUAAUGUCAGGUAUGGUAGCAACAGCUACUCGUACAAUUCUUGAGUCUCUUGAUUGGAUUCCAAAUCGCGAUCAACGAACAAAGAUUGGAUUUAUUGCAGUGGAUAGUUCAUUACAUUUUUUCAAUCUUUCUAGUAAGGAUCAAGAACCAUCUAUGCUUGUUGUUAGCGAUUUAGAUGAUCCUUAUCUUCCUCAGCCUAGUGAUCUUUUAGUUAAUAUUUUUGAAUCUCGGAAAAAUAUUGAGAUCUUAUUAGAAAAAUUUAAUGAUAUGUUUAAGAAUACUCAGAAUUCAGGGAAUGCUAUGGGGCCCGCUCUUAAAGCUGCUCGUAAACUUAUUCAGAGUGUUGGAGGAAAAAUUGAGUGUUUGAUGAAUAGUUUGCCUACAUUAGGUGAUGGGAAACUUUCUGUAAGAGAAGAUAUCAAGUUCUAUGGAACUUCUAAAGAGUCUACUUUGCUUCAAGUUCAAAACUCGUUUUAUAAGUCUUUUGCUGUAGAAUGUUCUAAAAGCCAAGUCACUGUUGAUAUGUUUCUUUUUUCUUCUCACUAUCAAGACGUUGCAUCUCUUGCAUGUCUUCCUCGUUACACUGCUGGGCAAACUUUCUAUUACCCUUCGUGGAAUGCUGGUCGCAGUGAAGAUAUAACGAAAUUUGCUAGAGAAUUUAGUGGUCAUUUAAGUCAAGAAAUUGGUCUUGAGGCUGUUAUGAGGGUUAGAGGAUCUUCUGGUAGGCUUCGUGUUUCUGCUUUUCAUGGAAAUUGUUUUUAUCGUUCAACUGAUCUCUGUGCUUUUCCGUCAUUUCCUCGUGAUCAAGGAUAUGUUGUUGAAAUAUCCAUAGAUGAGCAAAUUGAACGUCCAUUUGUUACUUUACAGGCAGCUAUAUUAUAUAGCUCAUGUCAUGGCGAAAGGCGGAUUCGUGUUAUAACUGUAGCUAUUCCAACUACGAGUAAUUUAGCUGAUGUAUAUGCUUCUGCGGAUCAAAUUGCUAUUAUAAAAUAUCUUUCUGUAAAGGCAUGUGAAAAAGUGUUUUUAUCUAAAUUGGAAGAUGCAAACAAUAUAAUUACAGAGAAAUUAGUAGAUAUUUUAGAUUCUUAUAGAAAGAAUUUGGUUUUUACGAAUACAGGAAUUUCUACAUUUUCUAUUUGUUCAAAUCUUAGACUUUUGCCUCUUCUUUGUCUUUGUCUUCUCAAAAAUCUUGCUUUUCGUAAAUCUUCUCUAAUUCCUAGCGAUGUAAGGUCGAUUGCUCUCUGUCUCUUAUCUUCAUUACCAACUGCAACAUUAAUACCAUUUCUUCAUCCACGAUUUUAUUCAUUACAUAAUAUGCCUGACGAUGCUGGAUUACAUGGGACGAACGGAAUUAUCCUUCCUCCUGAAAUGAAUCUUACUUCUGAAAAAAUUGAAUCUCAUGGAUUAUAUUUGGUUGAUGAUGGUCAAAUCCAAUUCCUUUUUAUUGGCAAGGAUGCUGUAUCUUUACUUGUUCAAGAUGUAUUUGGAUUGCCUGAUAUUUCUCAAUUGAAACUUGGAAAGAUGACACUCCCAUUGCUUGACAAUCCUUUUUCUGUCCGUGUUAACAACAUUAUAUCUAAGUUAAGAGAAUACGAUAGAGGCAAAAUUACAUGGCCACAUUUAUAUCUUGUUAAGCAAGAUGGUGAUCCUGCACUUAUUAAAUGGUUUUUCAGCAAUAUGAUAGAAGAUCGCCAAGACGGCAUUCCUUCAUAUUAUCAAUAUAUUAAUGAGCUCAGAAAUCGGAUUACAUGUUGA
Pneumocystis jirovecii RU7 is the source of this 2790-nucleotide messenger RNA. RefSeq lists its product as uncharacterized. The transcript is spliced from 13 exons. Bases 1 to 2790 code for a protein of 929 amino acids. Gene Ontology annotation, cellular component: COPII vesicle coat; endoplasmic reticulum exit site. Gene Ontology annotation, molecular function: SNARE binding; zinc ion binding. NCBI's taxonomy places the organism in Eukaryota, Fungi, Ascomycota, Pneumocystomycetes, Pneumocystales, Pneumocystaceae. The record is from RefSeq and is a predicted model, not a curated record. Gene Ontology annotation, biological process: intracellular protein transport; endoplasmic reticulum to Golgi vesicle-mediated transport; COPII-coated vesicle cargo loading.